Molecule: messenger RNA, 1380 nt
Organism: Neolamprologus brichardi
Lineage: Eukaryota; Metazoa; Chordata; Actinopteri; Cichliformes; Cichlidae
Gene: parlb
Product: presenilin associated, rhomboid-like b
Cellular component (GO): membrane
Molecular function (GO): serine-type endopeptidase activity
Source: RefSeq, a predicted model, not a curated record
UGCGGGCGUCGCUGACGGUGCCGGAGCUCCUUGGUGACCCGGAAAUGAACAACUGCUAGGCGGCCCUUCGGCCGACCUGUCGGGGUCAUCGGGCUCCAAUAUGGCGUGGAGGAGCUGCUCCGUCCUGCUCAGACUGACCGGAGAUGAAGGCUUACGGAGCUCCGUGAGGGGUGGCAGGUGGCCUCAAAGCUUCCAGCAGAGAUGCGGCUUCAGGAAAGCUGCAAAGAAACCCGAGUCCAAGAAGGUGGAAGAGGAGUUAGGCCCCGCCCACAGCGAGUCUUCUGAAGCCACGGCCCAGCGCCGGACCCCCGCUCCUCACUGGGACCAUCAAGCUCCGCCCAGUCCCCCACGCGCCUUCGGCCGGCUCGUCAGGCCGCUCGUCUUUACCGUCGGGUUUACAGGCUGCUCCUUCGGCUCGGCGGCCAUCUGGCAGUACGAGUCCCUCAAGUCUCGAGUGCAGGGCUACUUUGACGAGCUGCGAGCCGAUUGGCUGGACAAGGUGCGACCUCAGAAACGAGGAGACAUCCGCAAAGAGAUCAACCAAUGGUGGAACAGCCUGAGCGAGGGCCAGAGGACGGUGACGGGGAUCAUUGCUGCUAACGCCAUCGUGUUCUGCUGCUGGAGAGUGCCGUCGCUGCAGCGCUUCAUGAUCAGAUACUUCACCGCCAAUCCGGCCUCCAGGACUCUGUGCUCUCCCAUGAUUCUCUCCACCUUCAGUCACUUCUCCUUCUUCCACAUGGCGGCCAACAUGUACGUCCUCUGGAGCUUCUCCACCAGCGCCGUCUCCAUGCUGGGCCGGGAGCAGUUCAUGGCCGUGUACCUGUCGGCAGGUGUUAUUUCUACGUUUGUCAGUUAUGUGUGCAAGAUGGCCACGGGGAGGUUCGGCCCGUCUCUCGGGGCGUCCGGCGCCAUCAUGACCGUCCUCGCUGCUGUUUGUACCAAAAUACCUGAAGCCAAACUGGCCAUCAUCUUCCUCCCCAUGUUCACCUUCACCGCUGGCAACGCUCUCAAGGCCAUUGUUGCCAUGGAUACCGCAGGCCUGGUGCUUGGAUGGAGGUUUUUCGACCACGCUGCUCAUUUAGGAGGAGCCAUGUUUGGAAUCUGGUACGUUCUGUUCGGCCACGAGUUGAUCUGGAAGAACCGAGAACCUUUCGUCAAACUUUGGCACGACUUCAGAACUCGAAGGGGACCAGGAGGAGGAGGAGGAGGCGGCGGAGGGGACCGAGGAGGCGCCAUUUAGGACGCUGAAACGCAGAGAAUGAAGGAAAUAAAAUGCUAACGUAACAUGUAAAGAUGUAUAAAAUGUACAGAGAGAAUCACGGAGCCCCGGCACACGCCGGAGUCGAAGUAAAGACUCGUAUUUAUAAAACAUGAACGAUU